Messenger RNA from Bipolaris zeicola 26-R-13, 456 nucleotides. RefSeq lists its product as uncharacterized. The transcript has a single exon. NCBI's taxonomy places the organism in Eukaryota, Fungi, Ascomycota, Dothideomycetes, Pleosporales, Pleosporaceae. Bases 1 to 456 code for a protein of 151 amino acids. The record is from RefSeq and is a predicted model, not a curated record.
AUGCCAGGCCGCCCAAUCGACGCUGCGCCGGCGCAGGAGCGCUUUUCGGACAGUCGUUGCAGGGGCCCUGGUCGAGAUCCAAGGACAGGCCGCGAUGCACUGCAGAUCGACCGUUCCAGGAGAAACCCGAGGAGAAUCCUCGUGGGCUCGUCGGAAGCAAGCAAGCAAGCUCGCUCGCUGCUGCUGCCACCGCUGUGGCUGCUGGGAUCGAGCAGAGGUCCCCCGGCACUGCCCUCGGAGCGGAACAACCCUCGCCGAGUCUCUUCGUCUCACACACGCCGCUGCCGCCGCCGGAUGACGAUUCAAGUCGCCGGCGCUGCAGCCGUGCGUCGCCGACGGCUGAUUGAUAUCUAUGGACGUCGUACAAUACACGCUGUCGGCUGGCUGGCUGGCUAUCCUGUCUGGCCGUCCAAGGGGUGUGGGUUGGUGUGCAUGUGCGUGGUGUUCUGCGAGUGA